Diabrotica balteata is the source of this 1794-nucleotide messenger RNA. Lineage: Eukaryota; Metazoa; Arthropoda; Insecta; Coleoptera; Chrysomelidae. The record is from the annotation of a GenBank genome assembly.
AUGUUAGAGUAUUCAAAGGAAAAAUUCAAAACUAGUCUCUUGGAACAAGCUGAAAUAUCCAGGAAAGAAGCGAGAGAGUUAUUGGAAGAUUUCCAAGAACACGGACCGUUCACGUCCGAUAUUUCUGCUAAGGAUGCCCUCGCUUACUUAGCUGAUAUUCGAGCAAAAUUGAACGCGAUGAGAAACAAAGACGAAGAGCUUCGAAACGACUUGGCUAUAUUCGGCUUAAGCUUCGGAGAUAACAUUGAUUUAUCUAAACUUGAUGCUGAACUGACUACCUUAGAAAUCGUAUGGACUAUAGUGGACGAAUGGGACACGGCUUGGGAGAAGUACAAAUCGGGAGAAUUUUGGGCCAUCGAGACAGCAGAAAUGGAGGAAACUGCUCAAAAUCUCUUUAGAAAACUUACGAAACUGUCGAGGGAGUUUAAAGAAAAGGGGUGGACAAUAAUUGAUGAUACCCGAGCUCGCGUAGAUGCCUUUAGAAGGACGCUUCCAUUAAUAGGGGAUCUGAAAAAUCCAGCUAUGCGAACGAGACAUUGGGAUAAAGUACGGAAAGCUGUGGAAGUUGAUUUUGACGAAACUUCCAAAGAGUUUAACCUAGAAGCAAUAUAUGCAAUGGAACUACAUAAGUUCGCUGAAGAAAUAAACGAAAUAUCCAAUGCUGCUACUAUGGAAUUGCAAAUUGAAAAUGGUAUUGCUGCCAUAUCUAAGACCUGGGAAACUAUGAAGUUUGAGAUGGUUCCGUACAAAGAACGACAUUUAUAUAGGAUUAAAUCUGUCGACGAAUGCUUUCAAGUGUUGGAAGAAAAUCUCAUGCAACUAUCGAUAAUGAAGAGCACACGCUUUGUGGAACCGUUCACCAAAGAAGUAGACAGAUGGGAAAGAGGUCUGUCUUAUAUUAUGGAAUGUUUAGAAAUGGCUCUGCAAGUUCAAAGGGAAUGGCUUUAUCUGGAGAACAUAUUCUUCGGCGAAGAUAUCAGAAAACAAUUACCGAAAGAAAGAGAAGAUUUCGAUCAUUUGACCGAGACUUGGGUAGAUAUCACUACUAGGUUGUAUUUUUCUAAAUCAGCUCUAAAGGCUACUCACUUUCGACCACCGCCGUAUCUGCUUAACAAACUAAACAAAAUGUACGAAAGGUUAGAUCUGCUCCAACGAGCUUUGGAGAAAUACUUGGAAACGAAACGGCACAUAUUCCCCAGGUUUUAUUUUAUUUCCAACGACGAUAUGUUAGAGAUUCUCGGAAACUCGAGAAAACCUGAGCUAGUUCAGCAGCAUUUGAAGAAGCUCUUUGAUAAUAUAAUCAGGAUUAAAAUUCUAAGAAAUGUUGGUGCCAAUAAGCAAGAAUGUGUUGGAAUGUUUUCUGACGACGGUGAGUUUAUUGAAUUUUCCAAAGCCUUCUUUAUGGAGGGUCCGUCAGAAGAAUGGCUGGGGCGAUUGGAAACAGCCAUGCAGGUGACGUUAAAGACGGCCUUUAAACCGAUCAGAAGUGAUCUAAAGAAAAACCUUAACAAAAGGGACAGAUGGUUGAUGAAUAACUGCGGACAGUUGUGUAACGCCUGCAGCUUGAUUCAAUGGACUACAGAUUGUACCCGGGCUUUAGUACACUCAAAAAUCUUAGAGAGCAAAAAGCCUCUGAAGAGGCUUCGAAAAAAGCAAAAUCAAGUACUAAACAAAUUAUCAGAACUCAGCAGAAAAGAACUUACAAAAUUACAAAGAUUAAAGACCAAUGCUCUCAUUACGAUAGAAAUUCACUCAAGGGAUGUGAUUGAUAGAUUAUAUAAAGCAAGUAAGUAG